This is a messenger RNA of Carya illinoinensis, 990 nucleotides long. RefSeq names its product alpha carbonic anhydrase 7-like. Gene Ontology annotation, molecular function: carbonate dehydratase activity; zinc ion binding. NCBI's taxonomy places the organism in Eukaryota, Viridiplantae, Streptophyta, Magnoliopsida, Fagales, Juglandaceae. The transcript is spliced from 6 exons. The record is from RefSeq and is a predicted model, not a curated record. The coding region runs from base 29 to 850 and encodes 273 amino acids.
AAAUCGUGGAAAUUCCAAGAUCGAAAAGAUGAAGCUUGUAACCCAAUUCUUGUUUUGCUGUUUCUUCAUUGUUCUUGUUUUGCAUUCAUCCCGGCCUGUAACAUCUCAUGAAGUUGAUGAUGAACGAGAAUUUGACUACAGUGAGAAAAGUGGAAAGGGACCGUCUCGUUGGGGAGAGAUUCACCCUGAAUGGAGCUUGUGCAAAGAUGGAUCAAUGCAAUCUCCGAUUAAUUUGCUGAAUGAAAGGGUGGAAAUAGUUUCCCAUUUAGGGAGACUUAAUCGGAAUUACCGUCCAUCUAACGCCACUCUCAAAAAUCGAGGCCAUGACAUGAUGUUGGAAUGGGAAGGCGGCGCAGGAUAUAUUGAAAUAAAUGGUACUCAAUAUGAACUCGUGCAAAACCAUUGGCACUCACCCUCUGAACACACUAUCAAUGGCCGCAAGUUUGAUCUAGAGGUGCACAUGGUCCAUGAAAGUUCCGAUGGAAAGGUUGCUGUGGUUGGAAUUAUGUACACGAUUGGACGCCCUGAUUCUUUCUUGUCAUCGAUAAUGCAUCAGUUGUCAGCCGUUGCAGAUAACAAUGAAGAAGUGACAGCGAUGGGAAUCGUCGACCCAAGGAACAUAAAGAUAGGCAGCAGAAAGUAUUACAGAUAUAUUGGGUCCCUUACAACUCCCCCUUGUACUCAAAAUGUUGUAUGGACCAUCGUGAGAAAGGUGAGGACUGUUACACGAGAACAAGUUAGGUUGCUUCGCGUGGCCGUUCAUGAUGAGUCAGACACAAAUGCAAGACCACUACAACCAAUAAAUGGGCGCUCAGUGCAUCUAUAUAGACCGAGUGAAGUGGAAGAUUAAAUUCUCAUCAACCUAUGAAUAGGGCUGGGCAAGCGGGCCGGAUUUUUUUCCGGCCCGGUCCGGAACCCGGAUAACCGGGUUCCGGUUACGGGCACCGGUCCGGAAAACACCCGGUCCGGUACCCGGUUUUUAAAACCCGG